GCUGGCAUCGUCACGAAGCUUCAUCAACACACCCGGACCCUCGUCCCUCAGCAUGGCCCACUAACCGACACAUGGGCGACCUUUGGCUCCCUGGCCUCUCCACCCACGCCUGGAAUUGGCUGGUUCUGGACUUCACGAUGACUCAUCCCUACAACAGCAGCGGCAGCCCCGUCGGACUUUCUGCGCUCUCCGUCCCCGCCCAACAGAAGAUUUCGGAUCAUCGCGCAAGUUAUGGCACCCAUCACCCGCCGAAUGCAUUUCUUCCCUUCACUGCAGGUACGGAUGGUCUUCUUGAUGCUGACGCUUUGCGGUUUCUCUGGUACCUGGCGGAUCACCAUGGAGCUACGCUGACAGCGGAGUGGGAUGGCUGCGCUCAGGAGGCGGUGUAUGGGGACCCUGGCUUUCUUCGUUUGCGUGCUCGCCUGUUUCGGCAGUAUCGCUCUCGCAUGGGUCUUGCCGUCCUCCUCGCAGGAGCCUUGCGCUACUGCUCUUUGUCCUGAUCCUUGUUCCCCUGCUUGUCGUGC
Molecule: messenger RNA, 524 nt
Organism: Guillardia theta CCMP2712
Lineage: Eukaryota; Cryptophyceae; Pyrenomonadales; Geminigeraceae
Exons: 2
Coding region: 72-500 (142 amino acids)
Source: RefSeq, a predicted model, not a curated record